Molecule: messenger RNA, 609 nt
Organism: Funneliformis geosporum
Lineage: Eukaryota; Fungi; Glomeromycota; Glomeromycetes; Glomerales; Glomeraceae
Source: the annotation of a GenBank genome assembly
UCAAAUGAGGAGUCAAUUAUCGAAAAAGUUGAUGAGAAUUCGCUAUUGGACGAAAUUCGAUUGCCAUCAGUAAACAUUAAUAACAAAACAUCAGAGGAGUUCCCUGAUACAAAUAUAAUCGAGGCAUUUAACGAAUAUCAAAAAAAGAUACCAAAAACUCGCAAGACUUUGACCCCUGCGUAUUGGGGAAUAUUAGAUUUGACGAAGGAGAGUCUCAAAAACUCAGGUAUAAAGGAUAUGGAUAUACAAAAAUUAUCUCAGGAUUUUUCAAACAAAAUUGGAUGGAAUGGUGUUACAGUCCCAAAAGAAAUUCAAGUAUAUUUCGACAGGAAUUGUGUUGAUGUCGAUAAUAUCGAUGUCAUCAAAAAAUUAGACAGGAACGUCCAAUUCAUGAUAGAUAAAUUGCCCAAGCUACAAAAGACGUGCACCGAAGAAGAGCUAAAAAUGUCAACAACAUUUCCAUUGUUUUCAGGAAUUUUCGAUUCGCCGAAUAUAAAUAAUUCUUGGGGUGAAAUUCAAGCAAUCUCGACAAAUAAAGCAUGGAAUGAAGAACAAAAUCCCUUCACGAAGGCUAGAAUUGGACACAAGGUUGACAUGAAAGGAACUUUG